AUGGCCCAAGAUCCGGCCGCUUGCUCGUCGCCCCCAAUGGCGCAGUCCAGUGUCCACAGCGCUGCGCCCGUCCACGAGCCCAGCCAGCCUGUGUUGGCGUCGCAAAACGUCAACGACAGCGCGGCGUCCUCCGGCGCGCUGCGGCCACCCAUGUUGCAGUCGUCUCCGCAGGACUCGCGACCCGGUACCAGCCCAAUGGCCCGCAGGCGCGAUGCCUACGCCAGGCCCGGUGCCCCCACCACCAGCCGCUUUCUUCGAACGCUCGAUUCCUCUGCCUCGUCGUUCACCACGCACCACUACAACCCGUACCUGUACACGCAGCACAAGACCAGGCCCAACGCGCCCUUCGACGUGCUGCACAUCAAAAACAAGCGCCUGGUGGCCGGCCCAGACGCCUCCGAACAGGUCUUCUACACGCAGAGCGGCCUCAAGUACACGCUUUGCGAGGGCCACAUCCCGGUCUUUCGCAUCCGCAAGGACGAGCUGCCCGAUCCCGUGUCGUUCUACGAGCAAGUCGAGGAACUGGGCGCGCACUUUGGCGCCGUGAAACUCGUGGUGAUCCAGCGGCCGGUGCUUGCGGGCACCCCGGGCCCGGAACAGCCGGCUGCGCCCUCCAGUGACUCCCCCGCUGGCCACGGCGUCCACAGCAACAGCAGCCCCGCCAGCGACCGCGUCGCGUCGCACUUGGCGUCGCUCAGCGCCUUCUCCCUCAACACAGAGCAUUUCUGGUUCAAGUCCAGACGGCAACAUCUCAGCUCGUUCGAAAACGAGGCCAAGAAAAGACUCGAUUUCCAUCGUGCCCUGCACCGUUUCCAUAAGCACCGCAAGGACGAAAACGGCGCGCAAGCGCUCGGCAAAAUUCCCAGCAUCGACAAACGUUCCCUAGAUUUGUACCGCUUGAGACAAUGCGUACAACUGCGGGGCGGCUUCCAGACAGUAUGCCGGAAGAAACUCUGGGCCCAAAUUGGCCGAGAGCUUGGUUACACAGGCAGAAUUAUGAGCUCUUUAUCCACCUCAUUGCGUUCUGCGUAUCUGAAGGUGUUUUGCGAAUUCGACAAGUUCGAGGAGGAGCAAUUGGCCAAGAAACAAGUCUUGCUCGCGCCAGCUACUCCAGCUGACCCGGAAACUUCCCUCCUAUUACCAUCACAGGCCGAUAAUUCGAAAAAACGUUCGCUGGUGCAUCUUGGAGAGGAAGAAAUGCAGGCAACUCCAGCUCCCAAGAAACCCCGGUGCUCAACUCCUCGUAACUACAAGGUAGGCGGUUCCUGUGUGGAGUUUGGUAGACUGCGCGACGUUCUCAGGUUCAAGGGCUUUUUCACCAACUUUGAGCACUUAACAGAAUCGCGAAAGAAUAUUACAAAACCAACCGAUUCCACCCUGCCUGGAUACCAAUUCAAUUUCUGGCAAAAUGCUACAGAAAUAUACGAGAAAUCUUCUCACGAACUGAAAAACUCCCCCAUUUAUAACCUUCGACAAUAUCACGAAAAGAGCCAAAAACACUUGGAGAGCAUUCCAACCAAGUACCAAGAUAAAUAUGCUAGCGUGUUUCGUAGCAAUGACAAGACUGAGUUAACCACCUUCGAAAGACUCUUUUUCGAAAUCAUCGGGGAUGAAGACUUUUCUUGUGACGUCGACACUGGUAUGAAUUUACCCUCUGCCAUCCACGGGUCAGGAUUUCCCACACUUUCAAAAAAUAACGAAGACCUCGCCAGCGCACUGGAUCCCUGGAAUCUCAAUAAUGUUGCUCUUUCUCCUAAAUCCUUGCUACGUUAUCUCGAUACUGAUCAUGGCGAUCAUACGAGAACAAGACUCGAUGUUGGAAUGCUUUUCUCAGUCAAAGGUUGGACAACCGAGGAUAACUUUCUGCCAUGUAUCGAUUACAAUCACCUCGGAUCGUCAAAACUAUGGUACAUUGUUCCACCUGAGGAUAUGGGUAGGUUUGAACAACUACUAGAGUCUUUGGAAGAAAGUGAUAUUCAUUUAGAGGAUGGCAAUUCUCAUAAAGACGAAGACUUCAAAACCUCUGAGUUCUACCAUUGCUAUCUUGAUACUAACCCUUCGAAGCCCGUUAAGACAUGCCCUCCAAGAGUUAAUACGCAUACGAUUUUACCAAGCGAUAUCAUCGGUGGUCUAGGGAAGGCUGGGGCCAAAUCUAAGUGCUUACCGAACGAUAUACAAUUUGACCCCGAAUUUCUAAAAACACAAGGCAUUAAGCUUUUCAAAGCUUCCCAAGAUCCCUGGUCUUUUAUUAUAAAAUUCCCAAAGGCUUAUUCCACUACUGUUGCAAGCGGGUUUUAUGUUUCUGAAAAUGUGCACUUUGCGCCCCAUACUUGGCUGAACUAUGCACUAGAGAGCGAAAAAUGGCUAUCAACGCAUGGGAUCUUACCAGGAAUACAUGCACUACAAUUAUUCGUGAAUGUUAUUUUAUUUUCUAGGCAUCAAGAGUUGAUUAAAAAAAUCAAGAGCUUGACAUCAAAUCUCGUGAGCGAAGAAAUCCAAGGGAGAAAGUUUCUUCAGAACAAAUUUGGGAAUGAAUAUUCGAUUGAGAUAAACAGUUUUGACUUCAUCUCAGACACGUCUUUGAUUCCAACUGGGUUUUCCAAAGUUCUUCUGACUAAUAAAACUGAUUGCGUAACCCUUUCACUAAGUGAAUUUUUGGAAUACCUUGUUUGGAAAGAUGACAAAGCGCAUAUUUUUGAUACAUGUUUGUAUGAAAACGGCAUUCAUGUUUCCUUGCAUGUUUGUUAUACAGAUCAGCAAUUAGAAACGAUCUUCUUCGAUAAGCCCAAAACUGACUCUGUCUCCUUAAACCAAGACCAAUGUCUUAAAAUGGAGGAGGUGGGCGCAAGUGGUUCCAUAUCGUUAGAGGAGCUCAUUAAUGAGAAAUAUAAGGGGAAGCGUGUCCCAUUUGAUGAACUGCUGACAGUAUUCUCAAGACAAGGAUUCUCAGACGAUAAGGAGCAACAGAAUUCUGAACUACGGGACUGCUUAACAAAUAUCAGUAAUAUUAGGUCGGAAUGCAAGCAGUUCAUAAAGAAGCUGUCUGUCUCAAAAGAGGAACUUGAGAAUGGGCAAGGGCAAUUUGUGAAAGGUUUCAAGAUUAAAGAGUUGGCACCGAUACCAUAUCAAUGCGUCUCCCAGGAAUUACACGACUUGAUUCAAAAGCUUCAUUGUUCGUCUGUAGAAUUUCCCGAAAUGCAGGAGCUUUUUGUUUUAUGGGGAAAAUUUAAAGAAUUUGAGGUAGAAGCUCAAAUGGCCAUUUCUACUUCUAACAUUCUCAAGUUGAGAGAGCUCUACAAAGAAGGGUGGACUCUAGGAAUUUUUUCUAAGUACGAGGAACCCUUAAGAAGAGCACUUCACGAAUCACAAUGGUUAGAAGUUUAUCAUGAAGUGAUCGAAGAGCACAAGAAAAUGUCAGAAGAAGAAAGGGAACACUAUACUCUAGAUGAUUUGCCAUCCUUUCUAAAGUUUGGAAUCAAGUAUGUCUCAGGUUCACAACAUUUAGAUAAACUUCAGAAGGUGAGAAACCUUAUACUAGAAUGCCAAGAUAUGGUGUCAAGAAUUAAGAAGCUGUUCAAAAAACGCACAAACAAGAUACCAAUAGAACAGCUUGAAAACAUUAUUACAACAAUAGAGACAAAACAUUUACCAAUUAAUCUCGAAUUUCAGAAAAAGUUAAAGACUAUCCUUGAAUACGUGGAAAAGCGCAAGCGAGAGAUAGCUCCAUACUCGAAGAAGUUAGAGGUUAAUGAUGCAUACAUUGAACUUUUGGAAAAACAAUUUGAAUUUAAGGGAGUUGAGAUUUUAAAUCUAUUUGAUAAAUUCGACGGGUCGCCGAAUGAUCUACGAAUGACUAUGACUGAGAUUCCGGACACGUCUUUAUUUCCAAAACAUGUUAAAAAGUGCAAAAGUUGGCUUCAAGACAUGAAUAGGCUUCUACCAAGACGAAACCAGCUGGUCAAACUUUUGGAAUCUACAAAGACAUGCUUGGAUGUGCGCGCGGAUAAAUUUAAUCACAAUGAAGUGCACGAUGCGGAAGCACGGUACUGCUUUUGUCGCAAAGAAGACUCAGGAAGCGCAAUGGUGGAGUGCGAGAUAUGCAGAGAGUGGUAUCAUAUUAACUGUAUCAAUAAGGGAAAGUGGUCAUUACCAAGCAAAGAAAGUAACGUAUUUGUAUGCCCCGUAUGCCACCCACAGGACGCUUUCAACCCCCCCAUGGUCGAAUAUAAGGACCUUGUUGAACUUGCGAUUGCAUCCUCUACGUUGAAGAUCAUACCAGACCGUUCAAUUCUUCAAAAUCUCUUUGGAAUAUUGAGAGCUGCGAUCACAUUCUGUGACGUAGUUCAGCAAGAACUGUUCGAUGGGAACCAAGGUUGCAUCCGUCCAGAUGCCUCGAUGAAUUUGGUCAAGUUUUAUAUACGGAAGCUGACAGGUUCUGGGUGCUGCAUAACUGAUACACAAGAGGCUCUGUCAGCAUUCUGCCGAAAGUCUGAUCUCGAGAAGAUCCAAAGAUUGAAAGAUGCUAAAACCAUAUUGAUCACUGGUUUUGAAAAUCUUGUUUCUAACAAAGUAGCAAAGUCAGCAGCCAACGUAGAUUCCGUGACCGUGAAGGAGGAGUCACAGCCCGUGACCCCAGUCUCGAGCGGGGCUACAUCCGACGCUCCGGACAAGUCGCUCCUCAGCGUGGAUUCCUUGGCUGGAGAUGCUAAGGAACACGAUUAUCACACGUAG
This is a messenger RNA of Lachancea fermentati, 4731 nucleotides long. The record is from the annotation of a GenBank genome assembly. Lineage: Eukaryota; Fungi; Ascomycota; Saccharomycetes; Saccharomycetales; Saccharomycetaceae.